AUGAACCAAUAUGAUCAGUGGAAUCGAAGGAUCCGGACCAUCUGGUAUUGCAGCAGUCUAUAUGUGGAGUACAAAAAUGCCCUGAGGAAAUCGAGGAAGAUGCCGGUCGAGAAAAAGACCGAGUACUGGGAGAAGAAGCAUGAGGAGUUUGCCACGAAGAUGUUGAACAAUAUAUACGAGUUGAGAGGAUGGUGGGUGAAGGUAGGGCAGUUCCUAAGCACGCAGGAAAACAUCAUGCCCGUGGCAUACAUCGAGAAGUUCACCAAACUGCAGGACAUGAUGCCCACCUCCUCUUUCGACAAGAUAGAAGUCAUUCUUAAGAAGGAAUUGGGAAAUAUUUAUGACAUAUUUGAGCACAUCGAAAAGGAACCCUUAGCUAGCGCAUCGAUAGGACAAGUCCAUCGAGCCAAAUUGAAGAAGCACGGAAAUGAUGCAAACCCGGAUGAAGUUGCAAAAAAAACUGAUUGCAAUGUUAUUAUAAAAAUUCAACAUGAAGGAAUUGACCAAUUUCUUUCAUCCGAUAUAAAUACAUUGAAAAAAGUAUCUUGGGCAUUUGGUCUAAUAGACAAAAAUUUUUAUUUCACAGAUUUUAUUGAUGAAUGGCAAGACUCUGCCUCCAGAGAAUUAAAUUACAAGUAUGAAUUAUAUCAUCAGUUAUUAGCAUAUAAUACUUUUAAAAAAUCAGGAAUUCCUUUGAAAAUCCCACAAAUAUAUUGCGCUUAUACCACGUCCAAAGUUCUUGUCAUGGAAUACAUCAAAGGGUUUAAGAUAACAGACAUGAAUUCGAUAAAGAAGUACAAAGUGGAUACAUACGAUUUGGUUUAUAAAAUUAUCGAUUAUUUUGCGUAUCAAAUUCAUAACGAUGGUUUUUUUCAUGGAGAUCCUCACCCAGGUAAUAUUCUCGUUAUGGUUCAGGAGAAAUGGCGAAGGGGGAAGGGGAGAAGAAGACGCUCUAAAAGGGGGACAACUGAUGUUGUGGAGAAUCCUUCAGAGAGGGAUGAGCAGACUAUUUCAGAAGCACGUUUCCCCAGGGAUGGCAAGAAGGAAAAAGUUUUCAGCGCAACGGGGAAUACAUCCAACCGGUCGAACACGUCCAGCGCAUCUAACUUCUCCUCGAGCAUUUCUAACACGUUGAAGACGCCCAACCAGGCCAACGCGCCAAACCCGUCGAACACGUCCAGUGCCUCCAUGGAAGACUUCAUAGAUGCGAGGUACAACAUCGAUAGGAUGAAAUGCGGACCGAUGAGCUCCUCCAACCCGUUUCAUAAAUCCUUCAGCUUUGUGGACUACUCGAAUAAGAAAAAUCAAGAAAUAUCAGACCAGGUACUGAAGGAGGAUUACGAUUUUAUCCUAAAUGAAAACAUGAGCGAUGGAGUGAGCACCAUCCGGAAGAGUAUCUCCAAAUCGGAGGAGUGCGUGUCUUAUGGGAACUCUAGGGGGGAGGACUUAUCGCUGGUCGCAAGUGCGUCGGGCCCAGGGGAUGAAUGUUCAACUAAGUUGAUUGAGUAUGAAAACAACUCGCUGCGCAUGCAGGGGAAUUUGCUCGAGGGGGGUGAAGUCUCCCCAGGGAAGGAAGCGGACAAAAAAGGGGCGAAGGUGCAACCCAAACGAGCAGGAGGACGUAGAAGGAAGAGGCGCACCUACUCCUUCGUACCUGUGAUUAUCGACUGGGGGCUGAUUAAACAGCUAGACGGAGUGAUGAAGCUAGCCUUUUGCAAACUAGUAUACAGCAUUAGCUGCAUGAAUGUACUCAACAUUAUCGAGGCGUUUGAGGAUAUGGGCUUCUGCUUUAAGGAGGACUUCACAUACGACCCAGAAAUAUACAUUGAAAAUUUAAAGCGUUUUUUUUUGAAAAAGUUGGAGGAGUCCAGUAACAAAAUGAGCGAAAGUGGAGGCGUCAACGGACAGGGAGGAGGAGGAGGAUCAGGAGGACCAGGUGCAGAUAAGGAUAAUCCAUAUGUUGUAGACGAUACGGGGAAGAAUAAAAAUUUAGAAGUUCUUAAAAAUAUAGACAAGAAGGACGUUUUAGAUCAGAACCCAAUUAGUGAUGUCCCAAAGGAUAUAAUUUUUUUCAUGAGAGUAGCUUCCCUACUCCAUGGAUUAUGCACCCAAAUGAAUGUCAACAUAAAUUACUUGAGCAUAUUUUCAAGGAGAGCUAAAGAAGCACUCGAAAAGGUGUACAAGCCGAUUCACCACUCGAUCUAUACCAUCCCGAUUGAUAAAACUCCAAAUUCCUUUCUUGAGAAGAGAAUACAUAAUUUGCUUAAGAAACUGUACGAUGAGAAGAAAAUUUUGGGAUGCCAGGUAGCCAUUAUACACAAUAAGAAAAUCGUCGUCGACACUUGUGUGGGAGUCACCAGCACAACGGACAAAAGACCCAUAACCAGGCACUCCCUAUUCAAUGGCUACUCCUUAAACAAAGCUAUCCUUACCAUCGCUUUGAUACAUCUGAUGUCAAACUUGGUGAAUGAACAGUACUCCGCGGAGAACGUCCUCUUAAAUUUGAGCAAAAAGAAGAAUAUGAAGGAAAAUGAACAGGAGGAGGGGAUGACUAAUUCGAGUGCCACGCGUAAGGUUACCGAGGAUGCGGCCCCUGCAGAGGAGGAAGACCAACGGAAAGAGACCCAGGACACAGCAGAGGUGCAGAACAAAUGCGUAAGUGAAAUGCUCAGCGAUAUUAACAAAAUUGAAAAUGAUUAUUUUGCGCCCGUUAAGAAGGCGGACGUGCAUAUGGAAGAGGCCCGUGUCGCAGAUGGGGCGGCGGUUCCGGCGGGUGCGCCUGGUCGAACGAUAGGCUUUGGGGGUCUCUCGACCGCGGCCAUCACCAAGUACAGCAGCAUUUACGGCGUGAACAAGAACACGAGUCGGUACUGCAGCAGCUACGACCACAGCUUUAGCAGCGACGAGGAGGACGGCCAGGAAAAGGGGGGAAAGGAAGGUAAGGCGGCGCAGAGCGGCUCUCACCACGACCCUCAGUGCGACCUUGAACGUGAUCAUCAAUGCGACCCUCAGCGUGAUCAUCAGUGCGACCCACAACUUUCAUCGCAGCAGAACUCCCCGCCCCCCCUGCAAACCCCCCCUUCUUUGGAAGCAUGCAACGAAGGCUACGGCGGGUACAACCGUGAACUAUGCGAACAAAUCAUCAGCGAUAUAGAAGCCAAACAAAUAAAAAAUUUCAAGAGUACCAUCAAUGAUUAUAUAUGCAACUACUGGGAUGGAUUCAUAUGCAAAAACAAAAAAAGCAUCACCAUAAAGGAUGUCCUAACUUUGAAGUGUUUCAUUAAAAAACCAUUUCAAGAUAAAAUAACGUUAAGUAAAUUUAUAGACUACAGUCAAAUGAUAAAAAUGAUUGAGAGCUCUCGAAACUGUCACGUGAAAAAGAAGUCGAAAAAGUAUGGACUCUAUCUCUACCUAAUUGACACCUAUAUUAUCUCUGAACUGAUUAACAGCAUUUCUGGGUUGAAGUACCAUGAGUAUAUUUACAAGUAUAUUAUUAAGCCGCUAAAUUUGAAGGACGAAAUGUAUAUUCCCAUUCCUUCGUACAUUUUGAAAAAACACCAGGAGGAUAUGAAAAAGAGCAAAAAUACAAGCGACUCCUCUGUGGUGAAUGAGAAGGGAAAAAAAAAUAACUAUAAAGAAAAGAAGACAAGUCUAAUGAAGGAGUCUUCUAACGCACUCAGAAGCAAUGAGUUAAAUUUGAACUCUUUUAUGUCUAAGAAGAAAAAUAAAAAGUUGAAUAGCGCUUCAAAUUUUGGGAAUGAAUUUUACCAAGGGAAGAAUGCAACCCCGUCUAACAGCAGCUAUAAUAAUAGACCUUUCCAGAAUAGCGUUCUUGUGAACAAACCGUGGAACAGAAAAUUUAAGACCCCAUUGGAAGCAGUGCAGAUUAAGAGGCGCUCCAUAAGUGUUGACGUGUACUAUUCUUCUAGGGGAAGGAACCUCGGCGCGGAGAGUACCACUGCGAAAGGGGCAAAGAAUGUGCGCGACGCGGUGAAAGGUAAGGUGGUUAGCGGCGAGGCGGUUAGCGGUGAGGCGGUUAGUGGUGAGGCGGUUAGAGGAGAGGCGGCUAACAGCAAGGCGGCUAGCGGCGAGGCGGCUAGCGGCGAGGCGGUUAGCAGCAAGGCGGUUAGCAGCAAUGCGGCUAGCGGCGAGGACAAGCCCGAGGGAGGCGAAGCCAAGGGGGGGGUCGCCAACGCGGAUGAGCCAUCCCCAAUGAAUAUCCUUCUAAACAACAAAAAGAUCGCCGAGUUGGGGGGGGGAAAGAAAUUCGAGCAGAACAGCAUUCUAGAAAGCAACCUAAAAGCAAAAGAACCACUCAGCCUCAAAAAUAAGUUGCUAAAUCAUGUAGACAAUCUAAAAGUAAAAACCAAAAAAAUUAACGACUCGAUUAAAAAUAUGUACGAAAAUAAUGAAAACACAUUUUUAAAAAAUAUUUUUAUGACUCCAUUGAAGAAAGCUGACAAUGCCAACAGCACCCUCGCAUAUGAUUAUCGCAAUGUUGAGCUUAGCUACAUGUACGAAAAAAAGUUGGGGAGUUAUACAAAAAAAAUUAUCAAAAUUACCCAUAUGGUACACACAAUUAUUAUUACAAUGAAUUUGCUCGAGAAGACAUAA
Plasmodium cynomolgi strain B is the source of this 4614-nucleotide messenger RNA. Its product is annotated as protein kinase. The transcript is spliced from 4 exons. The record is from RefSeq and is a predicted model, not a curated record. Bases 1 to 4614 code for a protein of 1537 amino acids. NCBI's taxonomy places the organism in Eukaryota, Apicomplexa, Aconoidasida, Haemosporida, Plasmodiidae.